Molecule: messenger RNA, 2367 nt
Organism: Saccoglossus kowalevskii
Lineage: Eukaryota; Metazoa; Hemichordata; Enteropneusta; Harrimaniidae
Product: gamma-aminobutyric acid type B receptor subunit 2-like
Biological process (GO): G protein-coupled receptor signaling pathway; gamma-aminobutyric acid signaling pathway
Cellular component (GO): G protein-coupled receptor heterodimeric complex; membrane
Molecular function (GO): G protein-coupled GABA receptor activity
Source: RefSeq, a predicted model, not a curated record
AUGAAGUUGACAUUACUCAUAGUACAAUACUUUCACGUUCAAUUCGUACUUACGCAAUUCGUACUAGCCGAAAGAAAAAUUCUACACAUCGGUGGAUUAUUCAUUUCUGAAGUAGAAAACACACCAUUCCAAGGUUACAAUGGGACAAUACGUGCAGCUUACACAGCACUGAGGCACAUUAAUACGCACCCUGACAGUGAACGUAUACUACAGGGUUACGAACUGCAAAUGACUUGGCAGCCAUCACAGUGUAAUCCUGCACAAGGCAUCAAGGCAUUGUAUGACACACUCUACAAUGGUCCACCAAAGGUUAUGCUAUAUGGUCCAUUCUGUUCAACGGCAGCACAAAGAAUCACAGACGCCGCUGAGAAGUUCAAUCUGGUCACGUUUUCCUAUGGUGGAAGUUCACCUGCAUUGUCAGAUCAUGAACGAUACCCUCUAUUUUACCGUACAGCAAUGACAGCAGUGGACACUCAUAAUCCUACCAGGGUUGCCUUACUUAAACGCUAUCGAUGGAGUAAAGUGGCGCUUAUCACACAGAAUGAUGAUCUUUUUACAUAUACAGUGAAGAAGUUGUUGAACGACUUACAUGAAAACGAAAUCGAUGUUUUGACUUCGGAAGUUUUCAACCAGGACCCAACCACACCCAUAACAAACAUUAAGAAUAAAGAUGCAAGGAUCAUCAUAGGAAGUUUUUACCCAGACAUUGGUGUAAAUGUAUUCUGUGAAGCUUACAGACAGGGAGUGUAUGGACCUAAGUAUGUAUGGAUGAUCGAAGGCUGGUUUAACAACGGAUGGUGGAAUAUAUCAGACAGUGAUUGCGGAUGUACCACAGAUCAGCUAGCCCAAGUAGCACAGGGAUACUUUGGCACAAGUUGGCUGAGUAGAAAUCCAAACUUGAGUACUAUCAACUUCGGUGUGCCUACAACAGCCGAGAUGGCAUCAUAUUUUGCAUCUAACGAUGAUGGUCCGUUUUCUCCUAUAUUAUAUGACGGUAUAUGGGCUUUGGCGUUGACAUUAAAUUCGAGUAUAAGUAGACUAUCCAUUACUGGCAGGAAAUUGGAGGACUAUCACUAUGGUAACAAAGAUUAUGCCGACAUCAUUUCGGAGGCUGUGCAGGAUGUAGAGUUCACCGGAUACACUGGACACCUUAGUAUAACAAGUACAGGCAGAAAAGGAGUUGUAAGAAUUAGUCAAGCACAAGGUGAUAAUCUCGUUACUGUGGGAACGUAUUCAGAUGGAGAAUUGCAACUGAUGGAACAGAAUAUAUCGUGGCAAGGAGGCGACGUACCGAGAGACGCAACUCAGGUGAUCACUGUAGACGAGAACAUAAAAGACACCGUCCUCAUCAUUUUCUAUGUUUUAGUUAUCAUCGGGAUAACACUAUCCGUGGGAUUUCUCAUUUUCAAUAUUUACUAUAGAAGAGAAAGAAUUAUACGACUGUCAUCACCGAAGCUGAAUAAUUUGAUAGCCCUAGGUUGUAUAUUUGUCUACACUACAGUUAUCUUACUGGGAGUCAAUGAUAAUAUGUGGAACACGAUGACCUUUUCACUUGUAUGUAAGCUUCGAGUAUGGACAAUGACGCUGGGAUUUACAUUGGCAUUUGGGGCUAUGUUUGUGAAGACAUGGAGAGUACACAAGAUUUUUACGGCUACGAAAGGACGCUCAAAGAGCCUGAAAGUAAGAUACGCUGUGAUUGAAGACGAAGAGAUGUUCGUAGAAUAUAAACGGUAUACAUGCGAGAGUCGGUUCUCAAAGGAAUUGACAUUCGCUCUACAAUGCUUCAAAGGUCUUUUUCUGCUUAGUGGUGUGUAUUUGGCGUGGGGUACACGUAAUGUAACCAUUGGCGCCCUAAACGACAGUAAAUACAUAGGGUUGUCCGUAUAUAACGUUUUGAUAUUGAGCAUUAUUGCAUUGACAGUGGAUCACUUCGUACAUAAUGUGACGCUUAGAUAUAUUUCCAUAGCAACAGUGUUACUCAUAGCAACGACCAAUACAUUAUGUCUCGUGUUUGUACCAAAGAUAUAUGCGCAAUGUCAGGAAACAGACCAUGGUAGCACCAGUGUUAGAACCAGACGACACAAUUUAUCUACAAUGGAAAGUACUAGUGCUAUUAUUAGACGUGGGAGUGAUACAUUGAUAAAUAACCAAGUGUUGAACGCAAAACAAGACGAACUGAGAAUACUUCACCAAACAUUAUCCAAUCUAAAGACAGAAAAUACAUUUAUAUCUGAAAGUGAUUGCAAAUUUGGAUGCUGGAUCAACCCUGUCAGUAAAAAAUGCCGCCGACGUUGUUUUGACACAGUGGAGAACAUGGAUUUACAAAUGCAGACCUCAAAUAGUACAAUAGCCAUGCAGUCAAUUUGA